GAGCUGGUCCCCACCGCCCGCGCCCACCUCGCCCCUGCAGCCUGCCGCGGCUAAGCCAGCAGGCAAUCGCUGCUGCUAACCUUCCUCCGGCAUCAGGACCACCGCCUGGGACCUCCAGCGACCCCUGAAAACCUCUCUCUGCCACAGGUGACCCCUGACAACCACGCCCAGGUACCAGCAGUCCCAGACAACUGCUCCAAGCCAUCGGUAACCCCUGACAACCGCCACCAGCCACACCCACCCCCACCUUGGUCCCCAGGCGCACCAUGAAGUCGACGGUGGGCUUGCGUCGUGGUGGGUCUGGCGGCCGUGGAGGUGGCGGCUGGGGCGGAGGGCGCGGGGGCGGAGGCGGAGCGGGCAAGGGAGCAGGAGGCGACGGCGGCCCUGGAGGCAAGGGCGGCUUCGGGGCGCGGACGCGCGGCUUCGGUGGCGGCCGGGGCCGGGGGCGCGGUGGCGGCGGAGGAGACGGCCGGGGGGACCGCGGAGGCGGCGGGCAGCUGCGCGGCGUGGCCAAGAGCAAGAACCGCCGCAGGAAGAGCGUCUUGACGGUGUCGGUGGAGCCGCACCGGCACGAGGGCGUCUUCAUCUACCGCGGGGCGGAGGACGCGCUGGUCACGCUGAACAUGGUACCGGGCCAGUCGGUGUACGGCGAGCGGCGGGUCACGGUGACCGAGGGUGGUGAGAAGCUGGAAUACCGCACGUGGAACCCCUUCCGCUCCAAGCUGGCCGCGGCCAUCCUGGGCGGGGUCGACCAGAUUCACAUCAAGCCCAAGUCCAAAGUGCUGUACCUGGGUGCCGCCUCGGGGACCACUGUGUCCCACGUCUCCGACAUCAUCGGCCCGGACGGCCUGGUCUACGCGGUCGAGUUCUCCCACCGCGCCGGCCGCGAUCUCGUCAACGUGGCCAAGAAGCGAACCAACAUCAUCCCGGUCCUCGAAGAUGCGCGCCACCCGCUCAAGUACCGCAUGCUCAUCGGCAUGGUGGACGUGAUCUUCGCCGACGUGGCGCAGCCGGACCAGUCCCGCAUCGUGGCUCUGAACGCCCAUACCUUCCUGCGCAACGGGGGCCACUUUCUUAUCUCCAUCAAGGCCAAUUGCAUCGACUCUACCGCGUCGGCCGAGGCGGUGUUCGCCUCUGAGGUGAGGAAGUUGCAGCAGGAGAAUUUAAAGCCUCAAGAACAGCUGACUCUGGAGCCCUACGAAAGGGACCACGCUGUGGUGGUCGGGGUCUAUCGGCCCCUUCCUAAGAGCGGCGGCAAGUAGCCACCCAGCUCGGGCGGUCCCUGAGAUGUGCCCAAGACUGUACUGUGCUCCGUGUUACUGUGUAU
Dama dama (fallow deer) is the source of this 1327-nucleotide messenger RNA. It is a transcript of the gene FBLL1, whose product is annotated as fibrillarin like 1. The transcript has a single exon. Gene Ontology annotation, cellular component: small-subunit processome; Cajal body; nucleolus. The record is from RefSeq and is a predicted model, not a curated record. Gene Ontology annotation, molecular function: RNA binding; rRNA methyltransferase activity; histone H2AQ104 methyltransferase activity. Gene Ontology annotation, biological process: rRNA methylation; box C/D sno(s)RNA 3'-end processing. Bases 267 to 1262 code for a protein of 331 amino acids. Lineage: Eukaryota; Metazoa; Chordata; Mammalia; Artiodactyla; Cervidae.